Castor canadensis (American beaver) is the source of this 1482-nucleotide messenger RNA. The record is from RefSeq and is a predicted model, not a curated record. NCBI's taxonomy places the organism in Eukaryota, Metazoa, Chordata, Mammalia, Rodentia, Castoridae.
AUGCCAGGGUGCUUUUCAAUAAAUGAUGAUCACUUUUUGGCAAUUCCUCAGAAGAAGAGUGGGAAGCCAGUAUUCGUUUAUCACCAUACACAAGACAUUGAGAAGAGCCUAGAUAUUGCUCCACAUAAGAUGUAUAAACAUAGUUACCAUUCUUCUUCUGAAGCUGAAAUAAGAAAACACCACCAAAUUGCUAAUUCAGCAUUUCCUAGACCAGAGUAUGACCCAUCUCUCAAUCUGUUGGCUAUGGCUGGUCAAGAUCUUGAAGUGGAAAAUCUUCCAAUCCCAGCAGCUAAUGUAAUUGUGGUGACUCUGCAAAUGGAUGUGAACAAGCUGAACAUAACCUUGCUUCGGACCUUCCGCCAGGGUGUGGCUGCAGCUUUAGGACUCGUACCCCAGCAAGUGCACAUCAACCGCCUCAUUGAAAAGAAGAACAGUGUUGAACUAUUUGCGUCUCCCAUAAACCGAAAAGCAGGAGUUUCUGAUGCUCUGCCAUCUGAAGAAGUGCUGCGGUCACUAAAUGUCAAUGUUUUACACCAAAGCUUAUCACAAUUUGGAAUCACAGACAUCUCCCCUGAGAAAAAUGUUUUACAAGGGCAGCAUGAAGCGGACAAAAUCUGGAGCAAAGAAGGAUUUUAUGCUGUUGUCAUUUUUCUCAGCAUCUUUGUUAUCAUAGUAACCUGUUUGAUGAUUCUUUACAGAUUAAAAGAAAGGUUUCAGCUUUCCUUGAGACAAGAUAAAGAGAAAAACCAGGAAAUCCACCUAUCACCCAUCACAUUACAGCCUGCGCAGUCUGAGGCAAAGACAGUCCACAGCAUGGUCCAGCCUGAGCAGGCGCCAAGGGUGCUGAAUGUUGUCGUGGAUCCUCAAGGCCGAUGCACUCCUGAGAUCAAAGCUACCACCUGUGCCUCUGUCUGCCCUUCUCCUUUCAAAAUGAAGCCCAUAGGACUUCAAGAGAGACGAGGAUCCAAUGUGUCUCUUACACUGGACAUGAGUAGCUUGGGGAAUGUGGAACCCUUUGUGGCUAUACCAACACCCCGGGAAAAGGUAGCCAUGGAGUACCUGCAGUCAGCCAGUAGAAUUCUCACGAGAUCACAGCUGAGGGACGUCGUGGCAAGUUCACAUUUACUCCAAAGUGAAUUCAUGGAAAUACCAAUGAAUUUUGUGGAUCCCAAAGAAAUUGACAUUCCACGUCAUGGAACUAAAAAUCGAUAUAAGACUAUUUUGCCAAAUCCCUUCAGCAGAGUGUGUUUGAAACCACAAAACGUGACUCUAAAACUUCAAUAUUUUUUCCUCUUUAACUCCAACUUCAGGGGCUACAGUGGCAAGGAGAAAGCAAUCAUUGCCCACUCAGGGCCCCAUGAUCAAACAACGUGAAAUGACUUCUGGCAGAUGGUUUGGCGAAGACGCCAAGUGAUUGUCAUGAUCACAAAACUCAAGGAAAAACAUGCGUUAAUGAUCUUUAGACAAGUUCUGACAGUUUUA